Chinchilla lanigera (long-tailed chinchilla) is the source of this 2489-nucleotide messenger RNA. It is a transcript of the gene Adad2, whose product is annotated as adenosine deaminase domain containing 2. The coding region runs from base 520 to 2343 and encodes 607 amino acids. The record is from RefSeq and is a predicted model, not a curated record. The transcript has 11 exons. Gene Ontology annotation, biological process: RNA processing; adenosine to inosine editing. Lineage: Eukaryota; Metazoa; Chordata; Mammalia; Rodentia; Chinchillidae. Gene Ontology annotation, molecular function: tRNA-specific adenosine deaminase activity; double-stranded RNA adenosine deaminase activity; double-stranded RNA binding. Gene Ontology annotation, cellular component: cytoplasm; nucleolus.
CUUUUUUUUUCCAGUUCCUGGAAGCUGUCUGCAUUCCUUGGCUCAGGCCUCCUUCCCUCUUCAAAGCCAGCACCGGGUGCACAGUCGCCUUUAGUGGACAAGGACCCCGUCUCAGGAGGUGAAGUGGCUAGGAAGGACGUUUGAAGCUGUGCUGGGGCAGGAGCCCGGGUGUGAAGGUCACGGAGCGUCGUCUCUGUUCUUCCUUUGUCCACCCACAGUUGAAGACGUUGGUGUAUAACCCCUCCACCCUGCUCCCACAGCCCCGCCCCGCAGUGGGAAGUUGGCUGAGGGGGGGGCUGCUUGACCCCCUCUCGGCCCCGCCCCCUCCCGCACUUUGGCCUUCCCAUUGGCCAGUCGUACUAUCCCCACCCCCGCUCUGUGCACCCUCAUUGGCCAGAGCUAGGCAGAGGCGGAGCUUGCUGUCUGGCAUGUGCUGGCCGCGCGGGAGCGGCCAGCGUGUAAAAACCCCAGGGUGGCGGUGAUCAGGUCUACUGCAGUUAGCGGCCCUCGCUUCCAGCAAUGGCUUCGCAGGCCUGCGCGGCUCCCGGCGCCGAGGACUGUGGCCGCAGGAAGCCCCGCCUGGCAGCAUCUCUGCAGAUCAACCCUGCGCCCAGCACCUGGCGGCCCUCGGCCAACCCGGAUCCCGACGCCUGGGGACCCCUGCCCGGUCCCGAGGCAGAGGGCGACGCGCAGCGGCCCCAGGCCUCCGCUGUGGCAGCGGGGGACUGUGGGCCCAGGGCCGGGGCCGAGGGCAGUGGGGAGCACGGGGACGCACAGGCUGGGGAGGACUCGGGAGGCUGGCUGGGGAUGGCCCCGAGGGCGUCCGUGCCACCCACAGGGCCCGCAGGGGACCUCCCAAAGGUGGCCAGACAACUGAGACUGCCACCCGCGGACCCGCCACCCGGCCAGGCCGUGGCCUUGCUGGCACAGUACGCAGCAGGGCUGGGCGCCGCCCUGACCUUCCGUGAGGACCCGGCAGCAGGUCCUGGCUCCCCCUUCUCUAUGUGCGCAGAGCUGGAUGGGGUGGUGUGCCCUGCAGGUACAGCAAACUCUAAAGCAGAGGCCAAACAGCAGGCGGCACUCUCUGCCCUGUGCUACAUCCGGAGCCAGCUGGAGAGCCCAGGUGACCCAGCCACUGGGCAGGAGGCACAAGAGACCCCUGAGACCCCCCACCAGCCCGCACUCACCCCAAGCAUAGAGAACAUCCUGCCCCACGAGCAGCGCUGCGCUGCUGUGGUCAGUGCCGGCUUGGACCGUCUGCUGGGCGAGGACUCGCCCUACUGGGCCUGCAUGGGGACAGUGGCUGCGGUCGUCCUGGAGCGCGAGGUCCCGGGUGCCAAGGGCCCCACCAAGGAGAUCUAUCAGUUGGUGGCGCUGGGAACGGGCAGUGGCACCUGUGCCAGCUGGCUGGAGUUCUCAGGCCGGCAGCUGCACGACUGUCAUGGUCUGGUCAUUGCCCGCCGGGCCCUGAUGAGGUUCUUCUUCCGGCAGCUGCUGCUGGCUACAAAGGGGGGCCCCAAGGGCAAGGAACAGUCUGUGUUGGUCCCCCAGCCUGGGCCUGGCCCCCCCUUUGCCCUCAAGCCCCGGAUUUUCCUGCACCUCUACGUCAGCAACACCCCCAAAGGAGCGGCCCACGACAUCUACCUCCCGCUGUCCUCGGAAGAUGGCCUUCUGCUCAGCUCCUCCUUCCGCCUGCAGGCUCACAUCUGCGGGCAGUUGAAGCCGGUGUCCUAUGUGGCACACACGCUUCGCGACACCCAUGUGGGCUGCCUGUCAGUCAGCGACAAGCUGGCACGCUGGGCGGUGCUGGGGCUGGGUGGUGCCCUGCUGGCCCACUUCCUGCCGCCGCUCUAUGCAACCAGCCUCAUUCUGGCUGACACCUGCCACGACCCUCCAACUCUAAGCAGGGCCAUUCACAACCGGCCCAACCUAGACAGCACCUUGGGGUCGUGCCUGCCGCCUCCCUACGUCCGCACCACCCUGCACCUGUUUUCAGGGCCCUCUGUGGCCCCCUCCAGCCCUGACCCCAAUACCUGCCACGACCUCAGCCUUAACUGGAGCCUGGGGGACCCCGACGUGGAAGUUGUGGAUGUGGCCAGUGGUCGCGUGAAGGCUGAGGCCGCCCCUGGGCCUCCUUCCCGCCUUUGCAAGGCCGCCUUCCUUCGGGCCUUCCGCCAGACCGCCACUGCUCUGGGCAAGCCCCACCUCCUGGCCCUGAAGACCUAUGAGGCUGCCAAGGCUGGGCCCUACCAGGAGGCUCGCCAGCAGCUGUCUCUCCUCCUGGACCGGCAAGGCCUGGGUUCUUGGCCCUCCAAGCCGCUGGUGGGCAAAUUCAGGAGCUGAGAUCCUUGAAGAGCCAUAUCCCCGGGGAGGGCCCUUUGGGAGCAGGGAGGGCAUGGGGGUAUGCGGGAUGAACUGGGGCAAGCCCGCGGUGGGGGUUGGGGGAUGCUGCCCAUUUGGGCUUGAAUAAAGAAGUGGUUUGUGGGGUU